CACGGCACCACCCAAUCAAUCCCACGCGCAAGCGCGAGCAGCAGCACCCCCGCACGCCUCCCCUCCCCCUCGCCGCGAGAUCCCCUCCGACCCCCCCAGCCCCGAUCCGAUCCCCGGCGGCGCGAUGGGCGGCAAGGACCUCACCGAGGACCAGAUCGCCUCCAUGCGGGAGGCCUUCUCGCUCUUCGACACCGACGGCGACGGCCGCAUCGCGCCCUCGGAGCUCGGCGUCCUCAUGCGCUCCCUCGGCGGGAACCCCACGCAGGCGCAGCUCCGCGACAUCGCCGCGCAGGAGAAGCUCACCGCGCCCUUCGACUUCCCCCGCUUCCUCGACCUCAUGCGCGCCCACCUCCGCCCCGAGCCCUUCGACCGCCCGCUCCGCGACGCCUUCCGCGUCCUCGACAAGGACGCCUCCGGGACCGUCUCCGUCGCCGACCUCCGCCACGUCCUCACCUCCAUCGGCGAGAAGCUCGAGCCGCACGAGUUCGACGAGUGGAUCCGCGAGGUCGACGUCGCGCCGGACGGCACCAUCCGCUACGAUGACUUCAUCCGCCGCAUCGUCGCCAAAUGAUUCGCCGUUCCCUUCCUCGCCCAUCCCACUGCACCCACCCCCCGCCGCGCGCUUGACGAUCUGAUUUGGUUUGGUUUCGUAUCAUCUGAUCUUGUCUCAUUUGAAUUUGCCCAUCACUUCUCUUCUCUUCUCUUCUCUUAUGUGCUUUCAUUUCGGAACUGCUCUGCCUACUAGGAUUUGGAUAAAUGGAUGGAUAAUGGUGCGUGCGUGUGUGUGUGUGUGUUUAUCGACCGAUCAAUUAAUUAAUGGAUCUGGCUGAUGAUGCUUUGCUUAGCUCCAUGUAAUGUAAUACUUUUUGCAAUGUAAAGUGUGGAUCUGUUCCGGUGUUUCCAUCAUCACUGUUUGGCUAUCUUGCUUAUUUGAUGCUACCGUUAUUGGAACAGUCGAUCCGAAAACGGUUGCUUGCCUUAUCUCAAA
Molecule: messenger RNA, 988 nt
Organism: Panicum hallii
Lineage: Eukaryota; Viridiplantae; Streptophyta; Magnoliopsida; Poales; Poaceae
Product: probable calcium-binding protein CML7
Exons: 1
Coding region: 125-571 (148 amino acids)
Cellular component (GO): myosin II complex
Molecular function (GO): calcium ion binding
Source: RefSeq, a predicted model, not a curated record